This is a messenger RNA of Pelagomonas calceolata, 1546 nucleotides long. The record is from the annotation of a GenBank genome assembly. Lineage: Eukaryota; Pelagophyceae; Pelagomonadales; Pelagomonadaceae.
AUGGACGACCGCCUCAAACCCGCCGCCAUCUACAUCCAGGGCCUGCCGACGAGCAUCGGCAACAUUCAGGUCGAGGACAUCUGCAAGAAGGCGGGCAAGAUAAAAAAAAUCAAGGUUUACAGAGACGCGGGCGGUGUCCCGAAGGGCGACGCGCUCGUGGUCUUCGAGGCCAAGCGCGACCGCGACGUCGCCGCGGACGCCGUCGCUAUGCUAGAUGAUAUGGACGUCGACCAGGGCGGCCUCGGCUGCUACACCAUCUCCGUGAGCGAGGCGCAGUUCUCGCAGCCGCGGCGCGCGCCCAAGCCCAAGGAGGAGGCGCCGCGGUCGCAGCGCGAGCUCGCCGCGGCGGCGGCCAAGGCCUGGGGCAAGGAGCUGCCGCCCACGGACGUCGUCCAGGCCGGCGACUACAGCGCGCCCGCGGACUGCCCCAAGGCCCUCGUCGCGAACGUCUUCGACGCCACAAAGACGACGGAACGGGACGCGUCCAUCGAGACGGAGUUCGGCCGCGAGUGCCAGCGCUUCGGCCGCGUCCUCGACGCGGAGUGUGUGCUGCGCGGCCCGGACGCGGGCGCUUUAUUGAUCUCGUUCACGGCCGUCGACGCCGCGCGCAAGUGCUGCGUCGCCAUGCACGGCCGCACCUUCGACGGCCGCGGCCUGCGCUGCGAGCUCUGGCCCACGGGCGCGCGGCCCGCGCGGCGCGACCCCUCGCCGUCGCCCUCCGUCUCCUCGCGGCGCGUCGACCCGUCGCCGUCGCCCGCGCGCGAGGUCGAGGUCGUCUCGGCGCCGCCGCGGCCGAGCUCCGAGGGCCGGUCGGGCGCCGCGUUCUCCGUCCAGGAGCUCGCCUACAUCGACCGCGUCGCGAAGGCGGCGCCGCGGCCGCCGGCGGAGACGCAGGAACGCGGCCGCCGCGCCGGCGUCGGACCGCCGGCGCAGGCGCAGGAGCGCGCCCGCCGCGCCGGCGUCGGGCCGCCGGCGGAGGCGCCGCCGCGGCAGCGCCGCGGCUUCUCGGCGACGCCACCUGCGGCGCCGGCGGGCCGCGGCCGCGGCGUGGACAACCGGCCCGCCUGGAUGACCAGCGGCGGCGCCACGCCCGCGCCUGUGGCGCCGCCGCCCGCGCCGCCGCCGGCCGCGGCGCCCUCGGGCCGGGGGCGCGGCGUCGACAACCGCCCCGCGUGGAUGACGAGGCCCGACCGCCCGGGCGCGCCGCCGCCGCGCACGGGCGAGCCGCCGAAGGCCUACGUCGAGCCGCCGGCCUCGGCACCGACGCGGCGCGUGCGCGAGGCCGCGCCGGCUCAGACCCGCGGCGGACCGAUGAGCAUCCAGGGCUUCAUCAAGGCCACGGGCCACGCGGCGCCCGGCGACGCCGGUGGCGCGCCGGAGCCGAAGCGCGCGAAACGCAACGGCCGCCGGGGCGCGGCCGACUUUUUCGAUUAAGGAACGUUGUUGUUUUAACCAUACAAAUCUUACCACUUCUCGGGCACGAGCGCGCUGCUCUCGUCCUGCUUCGCCUCGGCCACGCCGAGGUGGGCCAGGUCGUCGAACGUGU